UUCGUUCGAGCUAAGGGGGCUGGACGUCUUUGUGCCGCGUGAUGCAUGGCAGCAGUGCGUAUACUUGUGCCGCUGACAAUGAGCGGCGGUGUCUGUGAUAAGUGAUCCGCGCAUAAAACCCAUCCCUCACGACCCCGUGAAAACGCGAAAAAACAGUGGCAGUGGAGAAAGAUCGCUUUGCGCGUCGGCCGCCGAUUAGAGCACGUCUCUUGAUGACUCGCGCUUUACGAGUGCCGCAGGCAAGCCGGAGCACGCAAUUAUGUUCGACGUACCGCAGAAGUUCUACGAGCUGUGUCGCCUUUGUUUAUCCCAGGAUGGUGGCAAGUUGUCCAUAUUCGAGGAUGAGGGCACCGAGCGUAACUUCGCCGCGAAGAUACACGCGUGCCUGUCAAUCACGGUAAAACAUGGCGAUUCCUUGCCGCCAAUUAUCUGUCACCGGUGUGUACACAAGUUGGACGAGCUGCACAAUUUUCGUAAAGCGUCACAAAACGCUGACACUGUACUUAAAGAGUACCUGAAUCGUGCCAAGCAACUUGCGUCUUCUAAUGAGAGAGAGUCUUUCUCCACUGCCAAAACGGGUGACGAUAGUGUCAUGCAAUCGAUCCGCAAAUUGGACAGAAUACUGUUCAAUGAGGAACUCAACUCCGAGCCCGCCAGCAUUAAUCAAAAUAUAAUACCUCAGACUCAAACGCUUCACCUAGAGAUGCAAAACAGCGACAUGACGGAGCAUGAUAAUAUUAAGUGCGAGCCGGAGGACGAUACGUGUUCCAACAGUACGGAUCCUGAGCGAUUGGAAAUUGAGGAUCGCGACGAUCAGGAGAUCGAGGGCGAGGAGAACGGUUACGACAUGACCGUCAAUAAGAAAAUUAAACUAGAGAACAGUUACGACGGCUCCAAGUCCAACACGGGAAAUUGCAGUCCAGUCAACAGAAUGGACACUCCGGAAAGUAAUUGUUCGGAUACCAACAUUGAUCAGGAAACGACAAAGCUGUGGCAAGCUCUAGCCAACAGUAAUAGUAGCCUGGAAAUCACAAGAACGAACGGUGAUAAAAUGAACAAUGGAUUCGCCGGUGAAGCGACCAAUCUGUUACGCUCUCUCAUCAACAAUAGGCAGAUCGGCAUUACUACGGUCGAUUCAGAUAGGAUAUCUCCCCAAAUCAGAUUCUACAGGGACACUCAAGGGACGACCAAUGAGCACACCUUGAGCGAUUUUUCUAUGCAUGGUAAUCGCACGAACAUACCAUCGUUGGAGAAUAAGAAUGUCUCAAUGGACAGCAAUCCAUCUAGCCCCGCGAGUAUCGGUCGCAAGGAAAUGGCAUCAACGACAAAAGGCCGUAGAAAGCAGAGUUAUCCCAGUAAGGCUCCAACGAGUCCGGAUGUUGUCACGAAUUACCAUCAUGAGAAUACCGACGACGAGCAAGCGCAUGACUUUACGACAUGGUCGAAUAAAAUAAAGAUUAAGAUGGACGAUCAGAAGCAACAGCUCGAUCAACAAAGCAGCAACAAGAGGAUCGACAUGACAUGUUCAAAUUGCGGCACCAUGACAACAACAAUUUGGAGACGAAACGUCAAAGGCGAGAUGGUGUGCAAUGCCUGCGGUCUGUAUUAUAAACUUCACGGCAUUAAUCGUCCCGUCACCAUGAGAAGGGACACUAUACAUACGCGCAGACGUAGACCCAAAGGCGAGAAGCCAACAAGGCACAGAAAAAAAGGAGACGCGGUCUUAUCGUCUCAGUCAACGACAGGAGAAUUGGAUGCCGACAGCGCGGACAUGCUGGCGGCUCUUCGACGACAAAUUCAGCCUCAUCUAAUGAUGGCAGCUUUGAGACCCACGCACAUAACUAAUGCGCAUACUCAUCCGCCUCCACCUGCCGCUUACUCAAUACCAUCCUUGCCUAGUUACUUGCUCCAGCAACAUGUAAAAACCGAAGAUCGUGUGCAGCGACAGAUGUCCGUGGACGCCGAAGAGGCAGACGAGGGCGACGAGGAGAACAUUUCCGACGUUCCCCUGAAUUUGGUAGCGACUUCUCUUUCGGAGGAAACGCACUGAGAAAAAUCCGGCCGUACUUCGCGCCUAGGUAUGCUUAAUGAAGGCUUUUCUAGACGGUCCGUUCGGUGACGUUCUCACUCUGGAUAGAUCAACCGGAAGAACACACGUGUGUUCUUCCGCAAGCGAAUUCUCUCAGCACUUUUCCCGAGAAACGUCAUUCACAAACCGAGGGACGCGAAACGUUCCGUUUUAGAAGAGAGCUGUCAAAAGCUCGCGCCGCGGCGCAUCCCGCACGAUGGAACGAGAUGAUAUUAAUUUCGCAGUAUUAAUUAUUCAAGAAUGUACAUAUAUAUACACACACACACUUACACGUGCAUACACGCAAAAGAGAGAAAGAGAGAGAGAGAUACACGUGUACAUACACAUUACCACACACGAAUGACACUGAUAAGCACACGUGAAAGAAAAAAACACGAGAAAAUAUUUUUAUACAAAAUUUUGUAUGCUCGCCCGUUGUACAUAGACGUGCCGCGGAUCCAUCCGUGAUCUACCAUUCGGAGUGGCCCGUCGUCGUUGCUCUCUCGAUUUCAAAACAAACGAUUUCGAAGAUGAACGACAACGGCAACGGCUCCUCCAAUGGCGUACCUGCAACGUCGUUUUGGCUUUCGACAUUCAACCGUAUUACGCUCCAAAUUUUAAGGUCCUUUAAAACUUUUUAUACGUUGCGUAGUAAAAAUGUUGGAUUAUUUAUUUUAACAACGCACUGUUUAAAUAAUGAAUAUUUCAAGCACAAUUUUUUUCGAACAUUAGUCUAAUGUAAUCAUGAAUAAACUUGACAAUCAAUCUCAUGAUUGAUUCCAGUUGUCUCAAUUAUGACUGAUUCAUACAUUUGAUGAAUUGAUUUAAAAAACGUGUUUCACUUAAAGCACUUCAGUGUUUUUUUUUUUUUUUUUCUUUCAACAUCUUGAGUCAAACUCGAAUAAACAAAGUUUUUAAAUAAUUGACAAUUAAAAACCGAUUGAAAUAUCAUUGAAACAAUAAAAUACUAAUUGAAUUAUCUUACAAUUUUUGCUUAAGAUUUCUCGAUAGUUGUUAUCUACAGUUAUUAUUGGAUUAUGACGUUAGAUAUGAAAAAAUAUACGUCUGAAAUUAUCGCAAUUCGGGUCAAAACAAACAAGUGUUGCCGUACGAAUCGGUUUUAAUCAAUAGCGCACAUAUACGUAAGAUAUAUCGCAUGCUCUUCUUUUGGUUCUCAACAAUGAAACUAUACUCGGCAAAAUCAAUUUGAAAUCAAAUGAAGCGCGUGACAAGUUUAGCCGUAUAUAAUUGUUUUCUCGCUUCACAAGAUAACUGCGGCGAUUAUCGAGAAGCUAUGUUUGUAGGAAUAUUUGUGUUACGCGAAAAAAAAUGUGAUACACGAUUGAUGAUACUGUGCGUGAAAAAAAAAAAAAAAAAAAAAAAACAAAUCCUACAUUUUGUACGCAACAUUUUAACAAGUUCGUCCAGUGGCGACAAAUUUGAGCGAUUGACAAUAAGGGAUGUAGAAAGAUUGGCGCGCAAUAGGUGACACUUUGGGGCCUGAAUAAAAAAAAAAAAAAA
Messenger RNA from Pseudomyrmex gracilis, 3589 nucleotides. RefSeq names its product transcription factor stalky-like. Gene Ontology annotation, cellular component: nucleus. Bases 260 to 2050 code for a protein of 596 amino acids. Gene Ontology annotation, biological process: cell fate commitment; positive regulation of transcription by RNA polymerase II; negative regulation of transcription by RNA polymerase II. Gene Ontology annotation, molecular function: RNA polymerase II cis-regulatory region sequence-specific DNA binding; DNA-binding transcription factor activity, RNA polymerase II-specific; zinc ion binding. The record is from RefSeq and is a predicted model, not a curated record. The transcript has 8 exons. NCBI's taxonomy places the organism in Eukaryota, Metazoa, Arthropoda, Insecta, Hymenoptera, Formicidae.